Messenger RNA from Drosophila melanogaster (fruit fly), 2919 nucleotides. RefSeq lists its product as uncharacterized. Gene Ontology annotation, cellular component: endoplasmic reticulum membrane; membrane. The record is from RefSeq and is marked reviewed. Gene Ontology annotation, biological process: GPI anchor biosynthetic process. Gene Ontology annotation, molecular function: mannose-ethanolamine phosphotransferase activity; transferase activity. Bases 40 to 2799 code for a protein of 919 amino acids. The transcript is spliced from 2 exons. Lineage: Eukaryota; Metazoa; Arthropoda; Insecta; Diptera; Drosophilidae.
UACACUGAGAACAGUUUACACAUUUGUCACACUGCAAACAUGUGGAGUAUUCAGGCCUUGGUGGUGCAUCUGCUGCUGCUCGGUUCCAUACUGAGCAUCUACUUCCAAUCGACCAUCUUGUCGGAUCUCGAACCGCUGAGCACGCUGCGCGAAUUGGGUUUGGAACCGCCGGCGGAUCGAUUGGUAGUGUUCGUGGUCGAUGGACUGAGGGCGCAAUCCGUUUUGGCUGACCACUGCAGUGCAGUUCCUGACCUCCGGGAGCUGUUCGUUGAACAGGCAUUGGUUGGCAUCUCGCGGGCUUGCCCACCCACUGUAACUCGACCGGGUCACAUCGCCAUCUUUGGCGGUUUCAACGAAGAUCCUGCUGCAACGCUCACCUGGAAUCCGUCCACUUUUGAUAGCGUCUUCAAUAGGAGCAGGAACGCCAUAGGUUGGAUGCAGGCCGAAGUGGCCAAGGUAUUCACUCACCUGCCCACCGGCGGAGCUCCACUGCGUUUUGAAACCUUCGCCAGAUCGGACAUUUCGGACAGGCUCAGAUUGGAUCAGUGGACUUUUGACAAGGUGCGCAACUUCAUGACCAAUGAACAAAAUGUGCAGCCAUUGCGGGAUGCUACCUCGGUGAUCUUCUUUGUGUAUCUAGCCGAUAUCGACCUUGCCGAGCAUGUCCACAUGCCCAACAGUCUGAAUUUCCGGGAAAAGUUAAACUACACCCAACGUGGCAUUCGGCAGACCUAUGAACUCUUCGAAAGCGUUUUCAAUGACAGUCGCACCGCUUACCUGAUGACGGCGGAUUAUGGGAUAAGUCUGCACGGUGGUGGAGGUGAGCGCGGAGUGGAAACCCCGUUCAUCCUUUGGGGUGCUGGUGUUAAGCGCUCGGCGCCGAAUCCCGGCCAGAAUUUCACUGCCGGUGAAAAUGGUCCCAUCCUGCCAUUAUACCAGCUGGAACAAAUUCAGUUGGCGCCCCUUAUGUCCGCCCUUAUUGGCCUACCACCUCCAAUGAACAACAUGGCCCUGAUGCCUCUCGGAUUCCUGAAUACCAGCGUUCAGUACGAACUGCAGGUUCUCCACCUGAACGCGAUGCAGUUGCUGGCGCAGGCCAGGAUUCUGAUAAAGCGACAUGAGGACGGUAUACUUUAUCUGUUGCUGCCCAAAUUUGAAAGUCUGGGCUCGGCAGAGAUAGAAAACUAUCCGCAGAUAAUUAAGUAUCUGGUGGCCAAGGAACAGUACGAGGAGGCACUAAAGGUGAGCCAUAAAAUCGCCAAGUUGGCUCAGGAAUGCAUGGAGUACUACCAUGGGUACUAUCACCUGCCCCUGCUGGUGGCCACCACUGCCUCUUAUCUGGUUUGGUUUUACCUUCUGCUGGUGCGACUGGCACGGGAGUCAAAUCAUCCGAAAUCUGAGCGUAAGGGCUAUCUAACAUGGACCACUUUGAUGAUGUGCUUGGGAGGAUUGGUGCUCCUGGAGCUAAUGAUAUUGCAGAGGGUGCCCCACUUGACGGCCUUCUAUCUGCUUCUGCCCUUCGGAAUCCUCAUCUUGGCCCUGGCUGAACGUCCCUGUCAGGAUAGGGAUUUAAUGUGCCAGUUCCCAGUCCUUCACCUGGUUGGAAUCGUUAUGCCCGGUGUUCUACUAAUCUUGAUGGCCUUCCACAACAGUCACAUCGGGCUCCUCUACUUGCCGAUAGUGUGCCUCAACAAUCGUAGAGCCUUCUUUAGACCCUCCUUGAAGUUAAUUUUCUGGCUUGCACUUGUCUUCCUGCUGAGUGGAAUCCUGUUGGUCAAACAGAGCGCGAGCCUGCACUUCAUCACCGAUACCAUUGGAGUUUACAUUGGAAAUAGCCAUGUGGUCUACUUCAGCAUGAUCUUAUCCAUCAUUCGUCCUCUGAUCCUGGGGCAUCAGCACUCCACACGAGUUUGGAUCGUCAACAUGGCCGCUCUACUGGUUACAGCCUACGGAAUCUAUCAAUGGGAUGCGGAUCAGCCAGUCUGCACCUAUGUGUAUGCUGCAUGUUGGUCAUACCUUCUCUUCGCCUUCCUUUCAAUCCCAUAUAGUGGAACAAAGGAUCUUAGGCGACGCUUGGAACUGAUAAUCUUCAAUAUGCUGACGGUGCACAUAAUGCUGACCACUUCAAUCGGUUCGCUCUUUGUUCAGAUCAUGGUCACGGAGUUUGUGCUAGGACUGGAGCUCUACGAGGAGAGCUUCAGUUACGCAAAUCUUAAGGAUGCGAUUGCAAACCAGCAGCAGAACAACCAAGGAUUAGAGGAGUCUCGAAAUGAAAGUCCUAACAAUCCGCUGGAGCACGUAAGGCAAUCCUAUCGCUAUGCGGCACUGAUACUCCUGUACCUCUAUAUAUCCUUUUUUGGAACUGGCCACUGGUUCUUUAACUUUACAUUCAAACCCAUGACAUCGCGACUUUUCUUUCCACAAUUCCAUCUGCACAUGCUUGUGGCCUUUAUCCUGCUAAAGAUAUUCAUUCCAUCAAUCAUUGUCAUGUCGAGCAUAUACGCAUUGGUAUCCUUUGGCCGAAAGAAUGUCCGGUCUAUCUUCAUCUGCCUGUUCCUGAUGAACGACGCCAUGAGCUUGUACUUCUGCUACUUUGUGAUCAAUCGUGGUUCCUUGGAGAAGGUGCGAGAAUCGUUAGACCGCCUCCUGGUAUCCCAUGUCUUUAUCAUUCUGCUGCUUGUGUGCUCCUGGAUAGCCAAGGGUUUCCUGGCCAACACGAAGAAGGACAAACCUACACCGAGAGCACCAGUCCAGGCUGUUACCAAUAAUGCCAACUUAGCUCAGGACAGUCAGGCUUAGAUCGGUCCGGAUUAUGUGCCAGAAUAUCAAUUUGCAUUUCUAUCUUAGCUGAAAUAUGCUGGCCCUGUAUCAAUGAUACACCUAUAACUCCACAAUAAAAUAAUAUUUUUAUACCAGUAU